Messenger RNA from Drosophila virilis, 1857 nucleotides. Its product is annotated as location of vulva defective 1. The record is from RefSeq and is a predicted model, not a curated record. Gene Ontology annotation, molecular function: protein binding. NCBI's taxonomy places the organism in Eukaryota, Metazoa, Arthropoda, Insecta, Diptera, Drosophilidae.
UUCACCACUAAAAAGCUCAAUGAACUUACCAAUAAAUUUCAGUUAGCAUGGCCAACAUGCUUGCAAACUUUCAAAAGCUGAGCUUCAAUAAUUGCAGCUUUCAACCAAAGAAGCUCUAAAUGGUUUUGUACCCAAACCGCUAAAAACAAUUUAUAUACAUUGUCCGUCCGUUCAUAUUUGUAAUUGAAGAGCAAAUCAAUCGGCUAGCUACGCCAAGUUCUGAUAAAGAACUGUGUGGUCAGUAUGCAGAUUCUCGCAAACUGUUGCGUUCGUUAACCCGUUCUCUGGCAAUCUUGGCCCAGUCGGCGGUUGGCCAAUCGAUUGCGGCGGCAACUGCAAAAAUGCAUUUGUCCAGCGACCGAUUGCGUCAAUGCGAACAGCGCAUAUCGACACGUUGUGGGGGUGUUCAAAUCGGAGAUAAGUCCAGCUGCUUGCCCGAUGGCCCGGUAUAAAACGCACCGAGGCUGCGGCAGAGAUCAGUGACCAGCUAAGAAUUGGAGAUGAUGCAACGGCUAGAUCUCAAAUGGACGGCGAGGAUGGCCCAGCUUCUGCUCUGGAGUCAGCUGAUAAGCCUGGCGGUUGUAGGAUCGGCCAACGCCGCCUGGCAGUACAAUGAUGAGCAAUAUGCAAAGGCGCAGUAUGACAAGUUGUUUGGCCAUGGGCAGAAUCAUGGCCACGAUCGGCUGGGACCCUUUCAGUAUCAGUAUGUGGACUAUCAGCCAAAGUGUGGAACCGGCGGGCAGCCAGUGUGUGCCACCAAUGGCACCAACUACUUUUACUUUGAGAACAACUGCAAGCUGGAGGCAGCCAACAUGAAGCUGCUCUUCCAAUACGGCACGGAACUGGAGCCCACCGAGCUGGAGCGCUGUCUGCCGCAAUGCGACAACAUAAUCUGCAAUAAAACAUACGCGCCCGUCUGUGCGGUCAGUGAGCCGGGAGCCAAGCAGGAUCGGGGUGUGACCUUUGCAAACGAGUGUGAGGCGCAUCGACGCGGUUGCCUGACCAAGCAAACCAUGCGCAUCCUGAGGAAAGGACCCUGUCGAGAUGUCAGGUUUAAGUCCAGGCCAGGCAGCAAGGGCAAAGGCAAGCGCAAGCAUGGCAGACGCCGCAGCACCACAUCCUCUACAACAACAACAACAACCACAUCCACAACAACAGCAGCCACGCCCGCCAACAGGAGGCACAUCUACGUGAGGCUGGGCAAUAAGCGUAGCAGAACCACCACCACCACUACCAGCAGCAGCUCAACCACAACAUUAGCGCCCAUGCAGUUCCAUCGUUACAUGAACCUAGGCAAUCCCCAUGUUUCCGUCUCGCGUGCCGUCCAUGCUUAUAGCGUCUACAACAUACCCGAUGUGGGCCUCAACUAUGACGCCAUCACGGACUCUAGUCUGUCGCUCUAUGUGCCGGGUGUGGGCACCAUUACCGAUACGCCGCCCAGCACCACCACCACCACCACUAGCACAACAACCACACCUAAGCCACAAGCAAUUACGAGCACAACAGCCAUACCGAUCAUUAGCGAGACGCCCAAAAGGAGCAGCUCACCGAGAGAGGAAAUUAAAUUCUUUUAUGUGCCCUACGGCACCACUUCCACAACCACAGUUAGUUCAAGCAGCAUCAGCGCUGCUCCAGAGGUCACCAGCACCACAGCCACCAUCGCGGACACCAUCGCUGCCGCCACCGUUGACCGCACCGCUAGCACCACCAAGGUGCUAAAACUCGGCACAGCCGUUGUGGCUCGCAAUGCGACGGGCUUCAAAGUGAACACGGUGGCCAGCCCGAAACCUGAAAUACCGAAACCACAUCGAAAACCAAUUGUUCUUAAGAAUUAAGUAAAAUUCGUAUUGACACCAA